AUGGCGGAGCACACGUAUAAUGCCAUUGAAGACUAUGGCCUGAUUGGUGAUAUGCACACAUGUGCUUUGGUGAGCAAAGGUGGUAGCUUGGAUUACAUGUGCUGGCCGGUGUUCGAUUCUCCUUCGGUCUUUUGUCGUCUUCUGGAUGACAAGAAAGGAGGAUUCUGGUCCAUCGAGCCCCACAAGACGAUGGUCGACCCCCACAGCAAGCAACGAUAUCUGCCGUACUCGAAUCUAUUGGAAACCCGAUGGACCAACGAGGACGGUGUUGUGACGAUGCUGGACUAUUUCCCAGUGACACCUAAGAAAGGUGCUCAAUCGAGCCGAUUGCUGGGAGGUUACUGUCCAUGCAACGACCCUGGUGCCAACCGCUUCAAGUCGGGACUGCAGCAUUCGGGCGUGAUCAGGAAGCUGGAGUGCAGCCGUGGUUCAAUGGAACUGCACGUUAGACUGUUCCCUGCUUUCAACUAUGCCCGAGAUUCGCACAACACGCGUGCGAAACUGGAGAACGACAUGUCCGAGCAUCGACUGCAGACAAUACAUUUUGAAAGUCCGACGGAGCGGCUUCAACUCGAGAUCUUCGCAGAUUCUCGGGAGCCAGAUAAGAUCGGAUACCCAAAGGCUAAAUUGGCGUUGGAAGACCGACCAGGAAUGCAGGGCCGUGGGCUAGUAGCCUGGAUCCGCCUAUCUGAGGGACAGACUCUGCACUUUGUUCUGCAUAGCCCCGAGAAGGCGGUGCCCGGUUCCGCCAUGAUGGCUGCAUACCUGGGAAAGAUGGAGGAAGAAACUUCUGACUAUUGGACGGAUUGGACUCGCCAGUGUGCGUUUAGGGGUCACUACCGAGAGACAGUGGAGCGCAGCCUGUUGAUUCUGAAGCUGCUCACCUACAAGCCCACUGGUGCAAUUGUCGCUGCGCCCACCUUUUCACUUCCAGAAGACGUGGGUGGCUCCCGUAACUGGGAUUACCGCUAUUCCUGGGUGCGAGACACUGCUUUUACCCUGUACGUCUUUUUGAAGAUGGGUUACAGCUGCGAGGCGGAAUCCUACGUGAAUUUUAUUUUCGAACGGAUCUUUCCACAUGCGGCCCAAGAUAUUGAACCAGGGAGCAAACGACCUUUCCUUCCGCUUAUGUUUACUAUCCGAGGCGAGUACGAAAUCCCCGAGGUGGAGCUAGAUCACCUUGAUGGCUACAGGGGGAGCAAGCCAGUCCGCAUUGGCAACGCCGCUGUUUUCCACACUCAGUUGGACAUCUAUGGCGAGCUCUUGGACAGUAUCUAUCUGUACAACAAGCAUGGAAAUCCCAUCACCUACGACCAGUGGUCUUCCAUUCGACGCAUGGUGAAUUAUGUGGUUAGUGUACGGGGUCUGAAGGACAUGUCCAUUUGGGAGUCUCGUGGCCAGAUCCAAAACUUCAUCUACUCCAAGGUUAUGAUGUGGGUGGCACUGGACCGUGGCAUUCGUCUGGCAGAAAAACGAUCUAGUCUCCCCUGCCCUGAUCGAUUCAAAUGGAUUCAGGUUCGCGACGAGCUUUACGAUGAGAUCAUGACUCGAGGUUUCAAUACCGAGCGUCAGCACUUCUGCCAGAGCUACGAAAGCCCAGAUGUUCUUGAUGCUUCUAUCUUGAUCGCACCCUUAGUCUUCUUUGUGGCACCCAAUGACCCACGAUUCAUUAAUACCCUGAAGAGGAUUCUGCAGAACCCGUUGAAGGAUGGUCUCUCUAGCGCCAAGAUGGUGUUCCGAUACGACCAUGAGAAGGCAAAUGAUGGUGUGAGUGGAGGCGAAGGUGCGUUCAUGAUGGUUACGUUCUGGCUUGUUGAGGCCAUGGCCCGAGCUGCCAAAUACGAUGUUCCGAUUCCAAACAUUUGGAAGCUGGCGCUCUCCCACUUCGACAAUAUCCUGUCAUACUCCAACCACCUGGGAAUGUUCUCAGAGGAAGUGGCCAUUUCGGGCGAGCAAAUGGGCAAUACUCCUCAGGCAUUCAGUCACUUGGCAUGUAUCAGUGCCGCUAUCAAUCUGGAGAGAUUGGGUCGUGAUGAUUAA
Messenger RNA from Penicillium odoratum, 2040 nucleotides. Its product is annotated as glycoside hydrolase family 15 protein. The transcript is spliced from 3 exons. Gene Ontology annotation, molecular function: hydrolase activity, hydrolyzing O-glycosyl compounds. Lineage: Eukaryota; Fungi; Ascomycota; Eurotiomycetes; Eurotiales; Aspergillaceae. The coding region runs from base 1 to 2040 and encodes 679 amino acids. Gene Ontology annotation, biological process: carbohydrate metabolic process. The record is from RefSeq and is a predicted model, not a curated record.